GGCGUGGUGAUUGGCGCGCUCUGACCCGUGCUGCGCAUGCGCGAACGCUCCUCGCUUGUUUCUGUGACCGGAUCUGUUUGUAACGUUAGAAAUCUCACCGCUGUGUACACAAUUCAUAAAAUUCACAGCACCGGUUUUACACUGCAGACGAACAGAAAAAUAAUACAAGAGAAGAGGUGAAGAAAUAUGGACCGUGUAAGAAUGACAUGAAGAUUUUGUUUCCUUUCUUGAGAAAGAGAGUGAGUUUGUCCUAAUCUGAUCUGAGGAGGGAGGUGGCCCGGAUGCUAGUAAGGACUCGACUCGGGAGAUUUCUUUUGGGCGAAAAUAAACAAAAAAAAGAUUUCUGGUUUGAGGAAAAUAGGAGUUUAGACAUUUUCCCCGAGGUGGUUUGAACUUGUCGCGUCAUCAGGUUCGGGGCUCGGAUUGGUUCAGGAAAGAGUCUGAAAUCUGACACUGCCAGAGUUUUUCAUCGGAGGAAAAAAAUGACCGCAAACGCCAUUAAUCGUCAGUCGAUGAACAUGUCACACCAGCGAUCAAAGACUACAGAUCUCACCCUAGGAUUAUAGGAAUCUUUUAGGAUUUUCAACAUUUGUUUCAGACGACCAAAUCGUGGCCAAAAUCGUACAGUGUGAGCCCGACAAUAGUCACCUGGGGGCGGGGGGAAAUUCCGCCCCAACUUCCAGUCUCUUGACUACCACAAGAAUAUUGAAGCCACAGUUCUGCAUUUGAGUGCGAAGAUUACAACUAUUCAAAACAAUGCCACGCACACCAUCUCAUGUGUGGAUACAUUUCACCUCAGUCAAUGUGGAAGGAAAGACUAUGUACACUUGCAAAUACUGUGCAAAGAGCUAUGUUAAGAAUGCCACAAAGAUGCAGCAGCAUAUAGCCAAGUGCCCGAUGUUUUCCCAGGGCUUAAAACAAGCAACCCCAGGCAAGAGUUCAUCUGCUUCCGUUCGAAGUGAAAACGAUUCAGAUUCAGACACCCAUUAUUCAGCUCCUGGGCACUCUGGAAUCAGAGGAUUUUUUGACUCAUUGGAUGAACAUAGCCAGAGGAAUGCUGAUGAAUGUUUUGCUCGAGCAAUGUAUGCUACUGGCUCACCUCUGAUGCUCACAUCCAAUGUCUAUUGGAAGAGAUUUCUAAAUUUUCUUUGCCCUGCAUACACACCUCCCACCAGACAUGCUUUAUCUACUCAUUUGCUGGAUAGAGAGUUCCACAGAGUGCAGGCAAAGGUCAAGCAAACCAUUGACCAAGCAGACUGCAUUUCAGUCAUCUCUGAUGGGUGGUCGAAUGUCCGGGGACAAGGAAUUAUCAACUACAUCGUCACCACCCCACAUCCAGUAUUCUAUAAGAGCACAGACUCAAAGGACAACAGACACACUGGCCGUUACAUUGCUGAUGAGCUAAAAGCAGUCAUCAAUGAUCUUGGACCUCAGAAGGUUUUUGCACUUGUAACGGACAAUGCUGCAAAUAUGAAGGUCGCAUGGGCACUCGUGGAGGAGACCUACCCUCACAUAACAACAAUUGGCUGUGCUGCUCAUGCUCUUAAUCUUCUCCUUUCAGACAUCAUGGCACUGAAUACAAUGAACACACUGUACAAGACAGCGAAGCAAGUAGUGAAAUAUGUGAAGGACAAACAGGAAGCUUCAGCAAUCUAUCUCUCUAAGCAAAAAGAAAAAAACAAGAACACUACACUGAAGCUCCCCAGCAUCACUCAAUGGGGUGGGGUUGUCAUUAUGUACGCCAGUCUGCUAGAGGGGAAGGAGUCUUUGCAAGAGAUGGCCAUAUCGCAGACUGCAGCCAUUGAAAGUGCCAUCACGAGAAUCCUGAUGGAUGAUGUUUUCUGGGAAAGAGUAACUAGCAGCCUGACAAUCCUCAAACCAAUAGCAGCAGCUAUUGCCAAGAUAGAAGGUGAAAAUGCCACCUUGUCAGAUGUUAAAUGUCUGUUUGCUGACCUCAAAGAAGAAAUACUAACUGUCCUGCCCACUUCCCUGUUGCUGCAAGCAGAGGAAACUGCGGUGGUCAGAUCAGUGGAGAAGCACCAAGAGUUCUGCAUGAAGCCAAUACACGCAGCAGCAUACAUGUUGGACCCAAAAUAUGAGAAAAGCAUACUCACUGCUGAAGAGAUCAACGGUGCUUACAGUGUUAUUUCUGCCAUGUCUCACCAUCUGGGUCUUGAUGAAGGUGAAGUUUUCAGCAGUCUGGCAAAGUACUGUACCAAGCAAGGCCUUUGGGAAUGGGAUGGGAUAUGGCAGUCAUGCCAGCACCUUUCUGCAUCUACCUGGUGGAAAGGACUUUGUGGAUCUGAGGCCCUUGCAACUGUAGCCUCAAUCAUCCUUCAAAUCCCACCAACAUCAGCCGCCUCUGAGCGCAACUGGUCACUUUUUAGGAACACACAAACAAAGGUUCGCAACAGGCUCACGAAUGCAAGGGUUGAAAAACUGGUGGCCAUCCAGGCAAAUCUGCAGCUCUUCGAGCCUGACACAGACCCUUCCUCAACAAGGCUGAACAGUGACACCGACGAUGAAGACGAGGCAGAUGUCAAGGAAGAGUAUAUAGAGGGUGUAUACGAGGUUCAGGAAGAAACCAUUGAGACCUAAAAGGAUUGUGAGGAAGGAUGCAGAAACCAGAGACCUAAGAACCUUGAGAGAAAAUGCUUUGAUUACACAGCAAUUAUAAGGAAAUAUGUUUAUUUCAUUCAACAAUUAUGCUUUUGUGUUGCUCAGUAAAAUAAUUAAAAUUCUACUUACAAUUAAAUCAGUCAAAAAUGUCCUUUUUUAAAUCUGUAUUAGUUUCCAUGCCUGUCAGCUUAUGAGCAAACAGUUUAUAUUUCUGUUUGUAUAUGACACAGUUUAGAUCCGUUUCCCAGAAUGUCUAAUGAAUUCCCAUAUGUUCAUGUACAUUCCCACAAAUUCUUGGUAAGUUUCCAAUUUGGAAUAUUUUCCAAAUUCCCCAGAUCAAGUUCCCAUGGAAAGUUUUCUGGGAACUUCCCGAAAAUGUUUCCACACUUCGCAACCAUAAUGUGUAUGCAUUUUUUUUUAAAUAAAAGAAAGAUUGUGAUUGCAAUCAAUUUAAAAACAAGGCUUCCCAAAAGAGCCUUUUAUUUUACAUUAAGGGGUUUGAAUAAAUAAAUAGUUGAGGAAGCAAGAAUUAUAAUGGUGCAGAAAUCAGAGAGCUGUUUUUGUUACAUUACAGUAUUGGUAUGAUUUUGGAUUAAUUUACAUGAGAUUUUCCUUAAAUAAAGACUUGUGUUGACUUUAUUUUCCUCUUAUAAAUCUGUAGAUAUGGAUUAAUGGAUUUAAGGAUGGAUUUAUGGAUUUAACUUUUUUUGUUAUUUUAAAAUCGAUUUUUGUCAAAUGUUUAUUUUACACUAUCCCCUGUGACUUCUGUGAAAGUCAGGUGAUCAAACAUUUGAAUGGGGGAUGUUAAUAGUACAGUAAACAAGACACGGAGAAUGAAAACGUACAUACCAGAGCUUGUGUAAGUGGAUCGGCACGGUGCGAAUUGCACUGGAAUGUGUCACUCAGUCAUAGUAUUCCCCCUACAUGGCAGGCUGUUCCUUUUCUUAACUUUUUUAAGCGAAUUGUAUUAGUAAUUUUAAUCACAGAUCUACUCCGGGUUUGUUUUCGUUUAUCUCCUUCAUCUGCCCUCUGUCACUCCCCCCACCCUCCGCCUCUGUCUCUCUCUGUAGGAUCUCUUCAGAUCUUGGAGCUUCAACUUCUUCAGAUGGGACAUGGUGUGUAAUGGCUAAGGAAGCGUGAGGGCAGAAGCAGGCUUGUGUGUGUGUGUAUGUGUGUUGAGCAGAAUGUUGCCAGGUGUGGGUGUGUUUGGAACGGGGCAGGCUGUACGCUCCUUGGUGCCCUUACUGCAAGAGGCAGGAUUUCCAGUUCAGGCCCUUUGGGGCCGGACGCAGGAGGAAGCAGAACGUCUGGCUAAUCAUCUCAACAUCCCAUUCUCUACUAGCCAAUCAGAUGAUGUCCUGCUGCGGCAGGAAGUACAUCUUGUGUGCAUUCUGACGCCACCACCGCACACACGCCAGAUCGCCACAAAGGCAUUGGGAAUUGGAAAGAACGUGAUCAGCGAGCAAGCUGCUACGCUAACAGAUGCUUGUAUGAUGGUGACGGCAGCACGGUAUUACCCGCAGCUAAUGAGCAUCAUGAACAACGCUCUGCGCUUUCUCCCUGCCUUCGUCCUGAUGAAGAGGCUGCUGGCAGAGGGCUACUGUGGGACACUUCAGGUGUGUGAAGCACGUGUGUAUGGUGGUUCUUUGUUGAGCCAGUCGUACGGCUGGGCGUGGGAGGAACUGAUGGGCGGCGGUGGCCUUCACACGGUUGGUUCCUGUAUCAUUGACCUCCUGAGCUACCUGACUGGGGGGCGGGCCAUCCGUGUGCACGGAAUGCUCAGGACCUUCGUGCGUCACGCUGGCACAGGCGGCGGCAUUCGCUCCGUCACUGCUGACGACUACGCCUGCUUUCAGCUGCUCAUGUCAGGGGGUGUGGUCUGCAACGUGACCUUGAACUUUAACCUACCAGGUGCUGAGCUUCACGAGGUCAUGCUGGUGGGAUCGUCCGGGAGACUGGUGGCCAGGAGCACUGAGCUGUAUGGCCAGCGCAACGGCACAGAAGGUGAGGAGCUUCUUUUGAACGACAGCGGUUCAGGGGCGGGGCCUUCUGUCACAGGACUGAAAGCGAUGGUGAAUCAGCUCCGUCUGUCUUUCCAAGCACAAGAGGACCGGCGGUCAUGGGCUCGGCAUCCAAUCGCCAUGGCAACUACGUUCGAGGACGGCCUGUACGUGCAAACUGUGGUGGAUGCCAUCAAAAGGUCAAACCGCACUGGGGAGUGGGAGAGUGUUGAAGUCAGGAGCGAGGAUGUAGAUCCUAAUCAGAACCACAGAACCACUCUGAUGUAAACUGACAACUGUUUUAGUUCAAACACUGCGUGCGGAGGGUUAGAGAGAUUUCCACACACCAGACAACGGACACUCGACUUCCAUGUUAGAUUUCUCAGGUUUUGUUGUCAGGGUGCGAGAUGUGUUUAAAUGGUUUUAAGUUCUGGGGUCACACUUGUAUAUCGCUACUAUACGUCUGCACAUUUCAAAAUAUGAGUGAGAUUUAUAGAUAUCAAUACUACGCAUGUUACGAUGUCACCAUGUACAAUCCACUCAACUAUGUUACUUAACUAUGCACGUGCCCACUGCAUAAAAAACAUUCACCGCAUUACCUACUAUGCAGUGCUUGUACUGUAAAUUCGGAAACUUCUGCCUCUGAUGUCGCUUUGAUCAUGUUCCAAAUUUUAUCCAACACUUUGAUUAUCUGAUAUAAGAUCACAUUCUUUUUUGGUGAUCGGCCUAGUGAUCAACGCUGGCACUGACUUCAGGUAAAUUUGCUCGGAAAGUUAAAAUAUUCUGGAAAUUGUUCGUUUUGUUUUGGUUUAGUCAUUGCGUUUGUUAUAAAGACAAAGGAUGUCCGUAAAAAGUACACAUAUUACAGUCAUUUUCACAGCCAUUGUGUGGUUUUUAGACUGAUGAUUAAAUCCAGAAAGGAUUAUACACGACAACGAUUUCACACCCUAACACACACAACUUUUUUUUUUCUUUGCUGGUGCUCUAAAAGUUGGAAUUUGUAUUAUUUUUAUAAUCAGUUGAAGAAGGUUUGUUAUAUAUAUAAUAGAGAUAUCUACAUCAUUACAACGAAUCAUUAGAAAGGUGGAUAAAAUCGUUAUCUAAUAUCAUCAAGUGGUAGAGGGAAAUAUGGACCUUUCAAACAGGAAGUACAGAGUGCAGUCUGUUGUGUGAAAAGCCUUCAAUCUGAUUUUUUUUUUUUUUUUUCUGAGAAACACUGGAGUUACAUCACUGGAAAGUGUAUGUGUUUGUGUGUUCACCACUAUUCUCUACUUUAAGCUACAUGAAUAGGUGUUUAGCUGUGAAUAUUUUUAUUUGUUGUAUUUUAUUUAAACCUUUUAAAGACACGUCCAUACAGGCUUUAGCCAGAAUGUGUAUUGAAUUGAAAAGCAGCAGAGGAUUUUAACGUGUUGGACUAAUAAGAUGACGCUCACUGCGAGUCAACAUCUCCGUUGGUUAUUUUUUAUAAACUAAUGUCUAAAAAGCUGUACAAAGUUUCUGGCAUGUAUUUAUUCUUUAAAACAGUGUGUGUGAGUGAGUGAGAGAGAGAGAAAACAGUGUUCCCAUGGGGUUAAAUAAAAUACUUCCAAAUUUC
This is a messenger RNA of Silurus meridionalis, 6213 nucleotides long. RefSeq names its product glucose-fructose oxidoreductase domain containing 2 (gene gfod2). The transcript has 5 exons. Gene Ontology annotation, molecular function: protein dimerization activity; nucleotide binding; DNA binding. The coding region runs from base 3804 to 4907 and encodes 367 amino acids. NCBI's taxonomy places the organism in Eukaryota, Metazoa, Chordata, Actinopteri, Siluriformes, Siluridae. The record is from RefSeq and is a predicted model, not a curated record.